GUUGCAAUUGAUGUAGUAAGACUUAAAGUUUCUCUGUAGACUCUAAUGGGAGCAGGACAAUCAUCGACAUCUGCAGCACAGGCACAAAAAUCCCAUGCCUUGCAUGUCUUACGAGUCACUGCUUCAUCACCAGCCUCGCAGACGUCUAUAGAGCCAUUCUUCGACUUCAUCGUUGGCUUCGAUGGCAGUGACGCUUUCUACGCUGAGAGCGACAUAGAUGCUACAGAGCUCGAAAGGAUAGUAGAAGAGCACGAGGAGAAGACGCUUAAUCUUUUAGUCUGGAAUAGUAAAACGCGCACAACUCGAGUUGUACCAAUUGUUCCCUCGCGGGCUUGGGCUUUGGCACAACAAGCAUCGAUCCCACAAGAUGACGUUGAGAACUCUCCCCAGCCUUCCUUGUUGGGUUUGAGCAUGCGGAUGUGCGAAUUCGAGAAUGCGACGAACAAUGUUUGGCACGUUCUUGAAGUCCUAGAAGGAAGUCCAGCAGAAAGUGCCGGUCUUGUCCCAUACGGUGACUGGAUAAUAGGAUGGUCCGGCGGCAUAUUGACCGCGGAGAACGAUUUUUACGAUGUCGUGGAAGCUCAUGUUGACAAGCCGCUGCGAGUUUAUGUUUAUUCAUAUGACUUCGAUAAUCUCAGAGAGGUUGUACUAGUGCCCAAUCGCCAUUGGGGUGGCGAAGGACUGUUGGGAUGUGUUUUCGGUUUUGGACUUCUCCAUCGCAUUCCGUCGCAGACGGCGGACGGCCUAUCAAGCGCUGGCGCCCAGAAUUCUCAUAGCGACCUUGAGGAUCAGCAGGUCUUUGUUCCUGCCGAUGUUUCACAAGGUUCACGAUCUUUCGAGUUAGGGGAUCGGAGACAUCCUUCUUUCGGAGUUCACCAGCGCCCAAGUGACAUUGCACAUCCUCGUCCCACCCGCUACAACGAAACUACGCAAGGGCGACGAUCCGCUGGCGACGUGCUCCGGCGUGACUCAGCAUCAACUGCUUCACGUCCUGGGACACCGAGACGGUCCACAAACACGCCGAAUCCCGUAUCACAGACACCGAGCUCCAGCCGUUCAUUUGGCUCCCUCAAUGGUACUGGAGUAACAGCAAUGUUUUCUGGCCCAAACCCAAGAGCCCUCCAGUUCAGUACUAGCAUGUUUACGGUAACCGGAGAGUCACAAUACGAUGAUGAAGAUGAGGGAGACAGUGAUCACGAUGGAACGGUCAGCGUAUCUGGAACGGAAGCCACGGAUUAUGGUAGUCUGACCUCUGUUGAAUGAUGACCGAAUGGCGCAUAAUCGAAUACAUCUGACUAUUUAGAGCCACGUUACUAUAACCAGGUGUACUACACUAGUACAUCGAGCUCUAGGAUUUCGUUCACAUCUAUCACUCAUCGAACGUUGUACGACAUAUUAUUCAUUUACAGGUUCAUUCCGCCUUCUGUGUCCG
Suillus discolor is the source of this 1432-nucleotide messenger RNA. RefSeq names its product GRASP55/65 PDZ-like domain-containing protein. The record is from RefSeq and is a predicted model, not a curated record. The transcript is spliced from 6 exons. Gene Ontology annotation, biological process: Golgi organization. Gene Ontology annotation, cellular component: Golgi apparatus. NCBI's taxonomy places the organism in Eukaryota, Fungi, Basidiomycota, Agaricomycetes, Boletales, Suillaceae. Bases 46 to 1263 code for a protein of 405 amino acids. Gene Ontology annotation, molecular function: protein binding.